This is a messenger RNA of Alligator mississippiensis (American alligator), 577 nucleotides long. RefSeq names its product putative olfactory receptor 13C6. The transcript has 2 exons. Gene Ontology annotation, molecular function: G protein-coupled receptor activity. NCBI's taxonomy places the organism in Eukaryota, Metazoa, Chordata, Crocodylia, Alligatoridae. Gene Ontology annotation, cellular component: membrane. Gene Ontology annotation, biological process: G protein-coupled receptor signaling pathway. The record is from RefSeq and is a predicted model, not a curated record. The coding region runs from base 35 to 577 and encodes 180 amino acids.
UCUCCCUUUAUUUUCACCAGGCUCAACCAACUGAAUGGAAGUGGAGCGGUGCAAUGCAACAUCACCAACAGAAUUUGUCCUGCUGGGACUCCUGAACCACACCAAAGUCCACACCUUCCUCAUGGCCAUGAUUUUACUAGCCUUCAUUACUGCUGUGCUCGGGAAUGCUCUCCUCAUGUUUCUAAUCCAGGUGGAUUCCUCUCUUCACACCCCCAUGUACUUUUUCCUCAGCCACCUGGCCUUCAUGGACAUCUGUGAGACUCUCACCAUUGUCCCCAAAAUGUCAGCAGACUUUGUAACCCCAGGCAACACGAUUUCCUGGGCUGGCUGUGGGGCUCAGAAGUUCUUCACGCUGGCAACAGGUGGAGCAGAGUGCCUCCUUCUGGUCGUCAUGUCUUAUGACAGGUACGUAGCAAUCUGCAACCCCUUGCAAUACCCUCUCCUCCUGAGCAGGAGAGUCUGCCUGGGCUUGGCUGCUGCGGUCUGGAUUGGGGCAUCUAACUGGCCUGAGGAGCUCCCGCACAUGGAAGUGGUGCAGCUGAUAUGGGUGAUCCAUCAAUUGAUUCUACCAGGUUAG